GGAACUGCCUGAACGGUUGCCAAACUUAACUCCCUAGUCUUCGCGACUGGUCCCCUGGGACUACGAGGUCCCUCAGUUCCCCGAGGGUGGAUGCUGGAGGCAAGAUCAGAGUUGAUUUUAGGGUCCAUGCUUGGACUGAGGGACGGGUCAGCCUCCAGUGCCCAGCCUCGGGGAGGAUUAGGCAGACGCGACCCCUAGGACGCACAGACACCCGCUUGUCCCCUGUCCAGCAGGCAGUCCUGCUGCUCCCGCGCCUCCUUAAAGCCGCAGCUCCGCCCUGCCCGCCCCGCCCACCCGCGGUUUUACCCAACCGCCGGGUCCCGAGCGACACCGCCGAGCGUCACAAAGCCACGAGCCCACAAAAGAGCGCGCAACCCUCUGCGUCCCGGUGCCGGAUCGCCCAUCCCAGCUCCACCAUCAUCACCCGCCACCAUGUCCAGCGAGGAGCUGGCCCGCAAGCUGCAGCGCCGGUUGAGACUAGAGGCGUUGGCCGAGAACAACCACGGCGCCCCGCAGCCUGCACCCUACGCUGCCCCAGCGGGGGACCAGGAGCCUGAACCGCCUGCCCGGGCGCCCAUGGCCAGCGCGGAUUCGGAGCUGAGCGCCCAGCUGAACCGCAGGCUGGACAUCCACCAGGGCGCAGCUCGGUCCCGCCGCAGCAAGGUCUUCAACCCCUACACCGAGUUCCCAGAGUUCAGCCGCCGCCUCCUCAAGGAUCUGGAGAGCAUGUUCAAAAUCAGGUAUGAUGCUGGAAGGGAUGGCUUUAUCGACCUGAUGGAGCUGAAGCUCAUGAUGGAGAAACUGGGGGCUCCCCAGACCCACCUGGGCCUGAAGAGUAUGAUCAGAGAGGUGGAUGAGGACUUCGACGGCAAGCUCAGCUUCCGGGAGGUUCUGAUCAGCCAGGCCCUUGAGAGCAGUCCUCUUAACCACUGGGCCAUCUCUCCAGCUUCCUCUCGCCUGUUUCAUUCAGAGGCCACCACAGGUGAUCCAACUGAAUCGAAGCUACGUGGCCAUCUUUUGGUUAGCUUCUGGUGUGGCCAUUUCUCACAGAGGUGGACAUCCAAGGUCUGGAGAGCUCCAGAGCAGUUUUGUCAGCUCUCGGCCCCUUUCCUGCUCAUUUUUCACAAGGCCGCCGCUGGCGAGCUGCAGGAGGACAGUGGCCUGUUGGCGCUGGCCAAGCUUUCUGAGAUUGAUGUCGCCCUGGAGGGCGUCAGAGGUGCCAAGAACUUCUUCGAAGCUAAGGCCCAGGCCUUGUCAUGCUCCAGCAGAUUUGAAGCUGAGUUAAAAGCUGAACAAGAUGAGCGGAAACGGGAGGAGGAGACUAGGAGGCUCCGCCAGGCAGCCUUCCAGGAGCUCAAGGCUGCUUUCAGCACAUAGUCCUGCUGACCUGACCCAUGACCACAGCUGUGCCUUCUUGACGCCCUGGAGGAGAUGACCAGAAUUUUCACAUUUUUUUCCUCUCUGCCUGAAUGACCCCCUCCUCCCCCCGACACCCCAGGCUUGUGUUUUAGUGCCUCUGGAUAACCAGAGGCUGCUUUUAUCCUUCCCAGGGUCCUGGCCUCUUCGGAAAAGGCUUGCCCAGUUGGCCUUUCCUGCCUUCGCUCCUCUGCUGUUAUCUGUAGCCGAGACUUGUUUCUUCUUGAAAACAGUCUUUGUCCCUGCGUGGUUCUGUGUCAACGAGUCCUGUUCAUCUAUGGUCCUCAGAGGACAUGUUGCCUCUUUCUUGGAUGGUUCUUCCCGGUGGUCCUUGCAUUGUUUCCUGGCCACCAUCUCUCUACUCAGAUUGCAUUGACUUCUUUUUCACUGGCUUCCAUCCUAAUGUCAUGGUGGGAUUUGAAGGAGGACUUGUGUGGAUCAUUACCUGCGCCCUCUCAUAUUGCCUGUCUCCUGGCCCCUAACAAUGCCUACCCUCUAGUUCCCCCUCAUCCUUUUCUUUCUAUUUCAGCCAUUUCCCCACUCCUAAGUCCUUUACUGUAAGAACAAAAGAAUUGUUGGAAGUAAUGUUAAUGAGCAGAAGGAUAUCUGUCACCUGGCUCCAUGCAAAUCAGAGUGGACCCCUGAAAUUCUCAAGUGACACAUCAAGAUCUUUUGAAAUCCCAGAAGUUGUGGCCAUCUUCCAGUGUCUGACAUCAGCUCCAAGGAGCUAAAGGAAAGGUAUUGUCAGCGUGGGACAAAUUUUUGUAUCUUGUGAGUUCUUGGGAUUUCUCACAAAUUCCAGGGGGUUGUAUUUUUUAACAAACAAACAAACAAACAAAAAAUCCCAAUGUCAUAUUUAUUACUUCUCUUUUGUAACUGUUGUCUUUGCAAUAAAGAAAACAUCUGCCUUUUUAUCUUAAAGCUGUUUCCUUUUAAAUAAAAUGUGCAAAUAAUCUUUGCCUUCA
Peromyscus maniculatus bairdii (prairie deer mouse) is the source of this 2381-nucleotide messenger RNA. Lineage: Eukaryota; Metazoa; Chordata; Mammalia; Rodentia; Cricetidae. The record is from RefSeq and is a predicted model, not a curated record.